Eleginops maclovinus (Patagonian blennie) is the source of this 1435-nucleotide messenger RNA. Its product is annotated as keratin, type I cytoskeletal 13-like. The transcript is spliced from 8 exons. Gene Ontology annotation, molecular function: structural molecule activity. Lineage: Eukaryota; Metazoa; Chordata; Actinopteri; Perciformes; Eleginopidae. The record is from RefSeq and is a predicted model, not a curated record. Gene Ontology annotation, cellular component: cytoskeleton. The coding region runs from base 35 to 1366 and encodes 443 amino acids.
AUCACUCUCUUCUCUGUGCCUGCACAAAGACAUCAUGACGAGCUUCCAACGUUCUUCAUCUUCCUCCAUGCGGAGCUCCACCGGUGGCCACGUGAUUGGCAUGAGGGCGGGCAGUGUGUACGCUGGGGCGGGAGGCGUUGGGGUACGCAUCUCCUCAGCAUCCAUGGGAGGAGGAGGCGGUGGCGGUGGCGGCGGCUACGGCGCUGGCGGCGGCUACGGCGCUGGCGGCAGCUACGGCAGCAUGAAAGCGAGCUUCAGCAUGGCUAGCAUGGAUGACAGUGUCAUUGGGAAUGAGAAGUUCACCAUGCAGAACCUUAACGACCGCCUGGCCACAUACCUGGACAAGGUGCGCAGCCUGGAGAAAGCCAACGCAGACCUGGAGCUGAAGAUCAGACAGUUCCUAGACACCAAGACCCGCCCCAGCACCAUAGACCAUGGAGCCUUCACCGCCACCAUUGCAGAUCUCACCUCCAAGAUUCACGGCGCCAUCUGUUUGAAUGGAACGAUUCAUCUCAGCAUCGACAACGCCAGACUGGCUGCAGACGACUUCAGGACCAAGUUUGAGAACGAGCUGGCCAUGCGUAUGUCCGUUGAGGCGGACAUUGCUGGCCUGAGGAGAGUCCUGGACGAUCUGACCAUGGGCCGGUCCGACCUGGAGAUGCAGAUCGAGGGUCUGAGAGAGGAGCUGAUCUUCCUCAGGAAGAACCACGAAGAGGAGCUGCUGGCGAUGCGUGCUCAGAUGAGCGGCCAGGUACAUGUGGAGGUAGAUGCCGCUCCGGCUGCGGACCUCAAUAAGACAAUGGCUGAGAUCAGAGAGUACUACGAGGGCGUCACCGCGAAGAACCAAAGAGAGCUGGAGGUCUGGUUCCAGACCAAGUCGGAGGAGCUGAACAAGGAGGUGGUGACGCAGACCGUGACUCUGCAGACGACCAGGUCGGAGGUGUCAGAGGUCAAACGCACGCUGCAGUCUCUGCAGGUCGAGCUGCAGUCCGCACUGAGCAUGAAAGGUGCUAUGGAGGCAUCCCUGGCCGAUGUACAGGGCCGCUUCUCCAUGCAGCUGUCCCAAUACCAGAUGCAGGUGAGCAGCAUGGAGGAGCAGUUGAUUCAGCUUAGGGCCGACCUGGAGAGGCAGGGACAAGAGUACCAGAUGCUGCUGGACAUCAAGACCAGACUGGAGCUGGAGAUCGCCGAGUACAGGAGGUUGCUGGACGGAGAGAGCAGUAGCAGUGUCAGCACCUCCUCGUCCUCCUCGUCAAGGACCUUGACGAAGACAGUCGUGGUGGUUGAAGAGAUAGUGGAUGGAAGAGUGGUCUCUUCCUCCUCUUCCUCCUCCUCCGCGUCUACCGCCGCCAUACUGGCCAACUAAACUUCAACGGUGGAGCAAAGGACAUCUUCAUCAAACAAUGCUUAAACAAUAAAAGAGAGUCCAAAUGAA